AUGAAUGUCAAUGAACCAUUUACUACUUGCGAUCGUUAUACAUUUACAAAAAUGUUUUUUACAAGUAAAUUAUCAAUAUCAAUACUAUUAAUUACACUAAUCUUCAUCUCAAUAUCAAAUGCUUGGCUUGAUGAUGAUGAAGUUCGUAAAUACCUUUAUCCCUAUAUCACAGUUGAUACAUUAGAGAAUCAAGAUCUAAAACAUGGACAAUAUGGAUUUGUUAUCUAUGGACCAACUAGUUAUAGUUGCGAAGUUAAAGUUGCUGAUGGUAUGGGAGGCAUGAGUACAAUCACCAAGAUGUUGCCUACAUCGGACGCUAAACUUUCCGCCAGAUUCCCAAUCACUUCGAGUGCUCCUGAAAGCUACAAGACCUUCGAUGUUGGCUUGCACGGAUACUAUACCAUCGACUAUGACCAAAGUGAAAAGACCAACAAUGUAUUCCUAUCCUAUGCCAAAAACUAUGCCAAGACUGACCUCUACAAAGUACCACUCUAUGCUUGGUACGCCAAACAAGCAAUCUGGAAGGAAUACGAUACUCCAUUCCAUUCUGAAAGUAUGAUCCUCAAACAACUUGAUCUAGCAAUUAAUGAUGCUGAUAUUCCAGACAUGUCAGUUCAAGAUAAUAUUUACAUGUAUACACAAAAUUUCCCAUGUUCUAUAUGUACAUCCAAACUUGUGACCAAGGAGUUUGUUAAUAAUAGAAAGGCCGAUUAUGAAUUAUCCAAACAAUUAAAUGGUAUUGGUGAUUUCAAAAUUGUCCAACCAAUCAAUUUCAAUGAACAAUUCCUCUCUGUCGAUGCUGCCUAUGGAAUUAAAAAUAGACUUCUUCCUCAAGAUACUGAAAAACAAAGAACUUAUCUUUCAUUCUCAAGACAAUGGGAUAAUGAUUAUUGUCAUUAUGGUAAUGUUUUAAGUUUGUAUCAAACUUAUCAAGUUGUAGCAGCACCAAUUAAUCGUCAUUCGUUUGUGAUUGGAACUGCUCAAGAUGUAUUAUUAGAGUUUGUACUUGGAAGUACCAAACUAUUCAACCUUCCACAAAAGGACAAGGAUCCUUAUUUCAGAUUCAAUCUUCGUGCUCAAAGUCAGGAUGCUCAGACUGCCGCCUUCAAGUACAUGAUCCAAGAUGCCUUUAGAUAUUUCUAUGAAGCCAAGAUUGAAAACUUUAGAUCCUAUACCAGUUGGCAAGAGUAUCUGGGUGAAUUCGGUUACCCAGAAGCAAUGAAAGAAGUAAUGAAAAAUGCUCUUGAUAAAUUCAAACAAAAAGAUUGUAAAUGGUCACAAUCAAUCUAUAGAUUAAUGGGAGUAAAAGGAAAUAAAAAUGGGAUGCCAAUCAAGAGAACAGUUAUGCCAAUUGCACCACCACAAGGACUCAAACCACCUGCUUGUGCAAAUAUGGAGAGAUUCCCAUGCAAGCCAAUUGAAAAGCUUACCUAUUACAAGGUGAGUCAAUUGUUCUUAAACUACAAGUACCCCGUAUGCGAGAUUUACAAGAAACAAGGCUACGAAGACCAAUUCGGUGAAGUAUUGGUAUCUUCAAGUGGCAUGAGCAACCAAGAACUCCAAACCACCGAUCUCACCAAAUUCAAAGACUCUAAAAUCUCCGAGUUUAUUACAAACUUUGAACGAUUCUAUUAUGUCAAGCGUAGAGGUGACCAACUCCGUCCAUGUGCUCAAGCUGCCUAUGUUCCAGACAACAAGGAUGAAGAUGAUGAAAUUAGUCCAGAGUCUGAUACCGAUGCCGAUGAUAUUGCAGAGAAUACAAAUGUUAAUAUUGAUGUUGAUCUAGAUUAA
Cavenderia fasciculata is the source of this 1791-nucleotide messenger RNA. RefSeq lists its product as uncharacterized. The transcript is spliced from 6 exons. Bases 1 to 1791 code for a protein of 596 amino acids. The record is from RefSeq and is a predicted model, not a curated record. Lineage: Eukaryota; Evosea; Eumycetozoa; Acytosteliales; Cavenderiaceae.